This is a messenger RNA of Colossoma macropomum (tambaqui), 5622 nucleotides long. It is a transcript of the gene plekha8, whose product is annotated as pleckstrin homology domain containing, family A (phosphoinositide binding specific) member 8. Gene Ontology annotation, cellular component: membrane; cytosol; cytoplasm. The coding region runs from base 187 to 1836 and encodes 549 amino acids. The transcript has 13 exons. The record is from RefSeq and is a predicted model, not a curated record. NCBI's taxonomy places the organism in Eukaryota, Metazoa, Chordata, Actinopteri, Characiformes, Serrasalmidae. Gene Ontology annotation, biological process: ceramide transport; intermembrane lipid transfer. Gene Ontology annotation, molecular function: ceramide 1-phosphate binding; ceramide 1-phosphate transfer activity.
CGGGCUUAUCCCUGUGUGAUCAUAUGGAUCGGUAUUCUCGUACGCAGUGUGCGCUCUCUGUAGCCGGAAUCUAAAAUUACGGACGAGCCUCUGUACAUUUUCAGACUACGGGUUUCGUACCGAAGAGUCGUCUAGCCGCACUCGUUGGGGAGCGUCUCGAAAUGAGCCGUCCUUAGAGACGCUGAUAUGGAGGGAGUUCUGUAUAAAUGGACCAAUUAUAUAAGUGGUUGGCAGCCUCGCUGGUUUGUGUUAGCUGGAGGCACACUUUCAUAUUAUGAUUCCCAAGAAGAUGCUUGGAAAGGAUGCAAGGGCAGCAUCAAGAUUUCUGUGUGCGAAAUACAAGUGCACCCGACAGAUUUCACAAGAGUUGAUUUGACCAUACCAGGAGAGCAGUACUUCUACCUCAGGGCAAUCAAUGCAGCAGAGAGACAGAAAUGGCUGGUAGCUUUAGGAACUGCAAAAGCCUGCCUGACAGACAACCGGACCAAGAGAGAGAAAGAGCUCCAGGAGAACACAGAGACACUAAAAACAAAGAUGUGUGAGCUGAGACUAUACUGUGACCUUCUUCUCGAGCAAGUGAACAAACUCAAGGAGGAUCCUCUGGGUGAGGGGGCAGCUGGCUCUGCAGAGACAGGGGAUGACACAGGUACUCUGGUAAAGUCUACAUGCACCACUUUUCUGAAGACGCUGGAGGAGUGCAUGCAGAUUGCCAGCCGAACCUUCAGUCCGGACCUGCUGAGCCACAGUCCACCAGGGUCACCACCUGUCGCUGCUGUCAAACCUCAGAAGAUCAAACCUCUUAAUCAAACAAGUCACAAUUCAGAGGAAAAACAGAGGGGUUUGGUAAACAACUCAUCUAGAGCAUCAGCACAAGAGUGUGUGGAGAGUAGACCAGAGCAGGAACCCCCUUCACCUCCACCAGAGAACACAUCAACAGGGAACAGCCUCAUGGAGCAGGAGAAUAAGGACAUAGCAGAGGUCCAGGAUGCUCCUCACUCUAGCACACAGGGUCCUGCUGAGGAUGAACGUCCCAGAGAGGAGGCAGGAGAGGAUGCACGUUCGGAUGAAGUAGAUCAUGCCCAAGAGGAAGUCCUGCCUAGCUCCAGACAGAGCAAAGAGCAACAGGCCAGUGAUCAAAACAAAGCUGUCCCAGAAGCAAAUGAGCUCGAGUCACAGGGUAAACAGGAAGAAGAUCAGGUGGAAACAUUCUUCAGUAGUAUGAGCCACAGAUUUAGUGAUAUAAGACUGGAGGACGGCAAAGGUAUCCCCACACUGGCCUUUUUGGACUCUUGCUAUGCUAUAGUGCCAGUAUUAGACAAGCUGGGACCAACUGUCUUCGCUCCAGUUAAAAUAGAUUUUGUGGGCAACAUUAAGAAAGUCCAGCAGAAGUUGCUGUCGGACCCUGACGCUUUUCCCACCCUGCAGAGUAUCGUACUGCAUGAAGUGGAGAUGGAGGUGGCACAGGUGCGGAACUCAGCCACUGAAGCAUUGCUGUGGCUCAAACGAGGACUGAAAUUCCUCAAAGAGUUUCUCUCUGAGGUGAAUGCAGGAGAGCAGGACAUCCACGCAGCUCUGAACAAUGCCUAUGGAAAGACACUACGCCAGUAUCAUGGAUGGGUUGUCCGGGGAGUUUUUGCUCUGGCUCUGAGGGCCGCUCCCUCCUACAGUGGCUUCAUGGCAGCGUUGGUGUCUCAUGAGGGUGAUGAGCUGAAGGAGGGUUUUACCACAGGCAUGCAACGGGACCUAGCCAUCUAUCUGCCUGCCAUGGAGAAACAGCUGGCCAUCCUGGACGCUCUGUAUGAGGAGUACAGCCUGGAGUCUGACGAGGUGGUUUGAGCCACUCACCAACACAUGCAUACAGACAAAAACAAGACAGAGCUCAUGGCAGUCUUGGCUAGGCGUUGUCUUGGUUGCAGUGAUCAGUCUCUGGUGUUUGAGAGCCUGAUUCGGUGAUACUUACGCUGCUGAAAGAAGGGGCUUGGUCCAUAUGGAUGAAGCAAGCACUGCAAGAAUACUGGGCUUCUACAAAUAGCAAUAUUGCCCUGGUCCCAUACGCUUGAAGGUGCACUCACCUAAACUCUUAAAGGUGGCAGAGGGCCAAGAUUUGUACGUCUCAUAGACUGUGAUGAUUUUUCAGGGAACAGCGAUUUUUCAGUAACCUCCAUGGUGGUGGUUGAGUGCUCUGAAGUUUGGUCACUGGGUUCUUUUUGAUAUACCUAUGACCAUCAGAGGAUGCUAUGAAAUGCCAUUUUUAAAAUGUUACAGCAGUUUUUUUUUAUGCAAAAACAUGCACAUCUGUGGUGAGUAUACAGAGCAGUCAGUAAGUAUACAAGCCACAAUAUUUGUAUUUGUGCUUUGCAUGCAGUAUUUAUUAAUACCCUUAUCAUUUUGCUCUCACAAGAUCAUAUUUUUCUUUGACCACCACUACAUACCAUAUUCCAUAGACAAGCACAAAUGAAAAAUAUUUGACUGGGAUUCAAACAAAGAUCCAGCAUUAAUCUUAAGCAGCAGUUCAACAUGCAUGACCUAAAGGAUUGCUCGAUAGAUUCUAGACUAAAGGCUGCAAACAUUGGACAAAAUAAAAACAUUAUAUUCCCAAAGUACACAGGAAAUCUUUAGAUCGGCCGUAAGGACCAAAGAAAAAACAAUGGAAAAAAUACAAACUGUCUAAACCUUUUUGAAGUUAUCUUAAUCAUACUUUUCCUUUAGCACAUUUUAUUCUGUUUUUUUUUCUUAAUAACUUUUAUUUAUUAAAUUAUUUACGUAAAUAAGAAUUAAGAGUAGAUUUUAUUCUAAGAAUUAUACCAUGUUUACUCAUUAAUGUAGCCUAAUGAACAAUUCUGUGCAUGUUGUAUUGCAUGGGUUCGGUUCAUUUUUGUGUCAACUAAAGAAGAGCCCAAAUUUAAAUAACUUACUGAUUUAUUAAUGUAGCCUUCUGCCCGAUGACUGCUGGGAUAGGCUCCAGCUCCCCCUGCAACCCAGAAGGAUAAGGGGUUAGAAAAUGUGUGUGUGUGUGUGUGUGUGAUUAUUAAUGUAUUGGCUAAUUAGCCUUAUAGUUUACAUAAAUGCCUGCCUGCCUUGGCUGUGCAGUGCUGAGUUAGAAAUCAGAGCUCUGCCUGUUUCAGGUGGGAUGAACAAACAACUCCAUGCUUAUUGCUUAAGAAAUUCAAAAUUUCUCCAAAAUGGAUUUGUACUCAAUAAUUGUACAAUAUGUACUUCAGCAAAUUACAUUCCAUUUAUAUGUAUGCUUAGACUCAGUGGCCACUUUGUUAGGUGCAUCUACUUUAUAGCUGUAUCUUAUAGGCAACUAUACUUUUCCUAUUUUGAGUUGGAAUCCACACAUUUUGGUACCACUGUUGUGCUCUGAAGUUGGCUCACUGGUGGUUGACUUUGUGUGUUUUUCCAUGAAUUACCUGUUCUGACAACAGGGAAUCUUCUCUGUAGGUACAUUUAAAAAGGUAUAUAUAGAUAUUUUUAUAAAUACAAGUAUAAAGCUACAGCAUGUGAUGCAAUGCAUUUGAAUUUAGUCUGUAUUAUACUUAAUCAAAAGACUUUUUACGGUAGCAGGAAAUUAAAUUGGUCCCUCUGAAAUAAAUAAAGCUGUGCUCUCCCCUUACAUUGCUCAUAUUCUCUAUCCUUGGUCACUGGUCUACAUUUUUAGCAAGCACAGGGCACCACUGACUAAUUUGUCUUUCACAGAAAGGGAGGUAUAUCUAUUAAGGUGCCAUUCAGUUGAUACUUUAGCUAUAUUUGCUUGCAUAUAUGUUUGCAAAAAUAGUAUUUACAAAUGCAUUUUGAAGUUUAUAUUUAAAUCAGGCCAUUCAUGAAAGAGUAAAAGUAAACUUUUGAGUACAUAAUUUGUACCAAAAUUGUGUGGAUUAGAAGUUUAGAAUUUUCUCUUAAAAAGUACAGAAGCCUAUAUAUUUGGUGGAGAAAUGAAACUGUCGGUGUAGUCUACAUGACAUGUUGGUUGCUUUAUGUUUUGUGAAAUAGAUCAAAGUACAUUCCAGUAGAAACGCACCAUGACUGUGAACAAAGAUUAAUGACUAUGAAUGGACAUAGCCUUCAAUCCUAAGAUGUUAGCGUUUAUAAACAUCUCUACAAUAUCAUGGCCACUUGAAUUAUUUCCAUGCAUAUUGAAAGGACAGAAUGGAGGACUUGUCAAGUCAGCAUUAAACAAGCACAUUUCUUUCAAGCAUGUUGUUUUCUUUCAGUGCCAGUGUAAUGUCACAUCAGGACUUCUCUAUUCAUGACAUGCCAUAGAUCCCAGAUACUGUUGCAUUUUCAAUGGUCUUAAAGUGCACUUUUGGAAUGCUUAGUAAAGUCGAGAAAAAAAGCAGGUUGAUGUUACAUCGAAAUUAUCAGAGAAAUGUAAUCCAUCAAUGAGAUAAACGGAUUCAAAAGAAAAAUUACAAGUUCUGGCGUUUAGUAGUUUGUGCACCCUUCCUUUGUUAGGGUAGCAGCACUAGGUCUUCUCUUGUGAUGCUGGCUGAGGUAGGACUGAACACAUGCAAAAUAACCUGAGGUUAUUCUUUCAUGCAAGAUCUCUACAAAUGCUUUAAAAGCAUUGGUCCUCACUUGUGGAUUCUUUGCUUCAGCUCCACCCACAGGUUUUCACUGGGGUUUAGGUCGGAAGACUGUGAUGAUAUGAUGGUACUCUGUGAUUGUAUCUGAAAAGAAAAUCUUAUCCACAGCAACACAUUCACCACCAUACUUCACAGUGCAGAAACGGCUCUUUUCUGCAUUUCCUUCAAUCUUUUUAUGCCAGACUCACCUCUGUGUUGUUGCUAAAACUUAGAGCCUAAUUCAAUUUCUUUUAGCAUGCCUUCCAAAUAAUUUAAUUUAACUAAGGUCACAUUUGUUUGGUGCAUUUGAUCAUUGGAGAAAUCCUUAAUCCUUGCUUUUCAACCAUCUUCCUCAUUGUACAAGGGAGCAAAAUACACAUUCAUCCUCUUCUAUUCAGAGUUGUCUCAGCUCCUGUUACGUCCUAAUUAAUAAUAGUGGAGAUGGGUCUUUCCAGGUGUGAAACUAUGUUUUUUUUUUUUAAACCCAGUCUGAUUUAUGAAGAUCAACAAACAUGGUCUCAUUUAAUUUGUGUAUUAUCUGCUCUUCCUCAUGUUGAUAGAUAGUUAAUGGCAUUUGGGUUGUGUGUUGCUUCAUAUUUAUAUAUGAAUGAAACCAGAGGUAUAAAUCCAGGCAAUCAUGGAUGACCAGUUCAAGUGUGUUUAAAAAAGAUGAAAUGGUAGCAUGUGUCACUUAGAUUCUGUUCAGAAGAAUGUUUGUUAGUUAUACUGAUAUUUUUGUAUGAAUGUUUUUUUUUUUUUCUGUUAGUAAGUUACCUAACUGAAGACUCCUCUAAUAUUGUCAGUGUAAGAUCAAGCAGAUAAACAACAAAGACAAAUAUUCAUGGUCUUUUUGCCCCGUCAUCAUUAUCAGAGAUGCCAGUAGUUCUCGAGGGUGCUGUUACCCAGUGUUAAAACACUAUGUUUAUAUAUUACAAACUUUCCUAUUCAUACUGCACACCCAGAAAUGCAUUUUUCCAUAAGAAUGUAUUAAAAGUUUAAAACACACCUGUUAGUGUAUUCUCAUUUUUUUUUUCUAAUUAGUGGCAAAAUGAAAGGC